Molecule: messenger RNA, 3472 nt
Organism: Glycine soja
Lineage: Eukaryota; Viridiplantae; Streptophyta; Magnoliopsida; Fabales; Fabaceae
Product: B3 domain-containing transcription factor ABI3-like
Exons: 6
Coding region: 982-3273 (763 amino acids)
Molecular function (GO): DNA binding; DNA-binding transcription factor activity
Source: RefSeq, a predicted model, not a curated record
CUACAAACCCACCAACUUCUCUCUCUCUCUCUCUUACUUAAUUGUUUGUUUUUGCCGUGCGAAACCACCCAAUACCCGUUUGAACUUAUCUAUUACUAGUAGAAAGAGAGAAAUAAAAAAUAUUAGAAAAUAAAAAGAUUUAAAGCCUAAGAAAAUCUAUCUUCCCAGAACAAACCAAGGGUGUCUCUGAAAUUGUCAUGUCCACGUUAAGGUCUUGAUUGGCUUUCUGGGUUUGGAGAAGAAUCUCUGCUUCACUCUCUUCACUGCUGUGUAAUAUUCAUACAUAGCCUUUCUCUCUGUAGAAUUUAAUUAGUGUUUUGAUCAUUCAAGUUUAGUACUUUGAUUCUCUUCUUCUUGUACUUCUUCCUCUUCCAUGUAAAUUUUGCAGUAGUGGUGUGUUGUUGCUACUCCUUGUGUUGUAUGAUUGUCAUUGUUGUAUAGAAUUUUUUAGUUGGUGUGAUAAUGACCCAAUUGGGAAUAAAAAAAUUAAAUAAACCUCUCAUGAACAGUGCGAGUCGCUUUCUUUCUAGGUAAGAGAGGGCUUUUUUGCCUUUUUUUUUUUUUUUAUAUGGUUUAAGAUAUCCAACUUGUUGAUCCUCUUGUGUGUGUAUGUUGUUGAUAACCUAGAACCAGAUGUUUUAUGUUGCAUCCCUUCGUAGGAUUUGAGAUACCCUUAUCCCUUUGCUUCCUUAAUUGGAAACACACACACAAUAGCAGAUCUUUCCCCCUUUUUCACUUCCGAAACUUCACAUACCUAAAAAAAUUUAAAAAAUCAUACCCUAUCUUUCUCUCACCCUGUACCUCUAUCUGUACGUCUUUAUCUACUUUCUCUCUCCUCUCUCUCACUCCAAACACCCCAUACCUAUACCAUACCUGAAGCCAACAGAAUUCUCAAAAGGUUUUUCAAAGUUUCAACCUUGAGGGUGGUUUUGAUUCCUUUUUUUUUCCUCUACUCUUUGAAAGAUCUUGAGUUUUGUUGAGAUGGAGUGUGAAGUUGAAUUACAAGGGGGAGAUCUGCAUGCAGGGGAGGUAACUGACCCAAACCCUAUUGGUUUUGGCAACAUGGAAGAUGAACACACUUUGGCGGUUGCUGAGAGAGAGAUGUGGCUGAACAGUGACCAAGACGAGUUCCUAGGUGUCAAUGAUGCUUCCAUGUUCUACGCUGAUUUCCCUCCUCUCCCUGAUUUCCCUUGCAUGUCAUCAUCAUCAUCUUCAUCUUCAGCAACACCACUUCCCGUGAAGACCAUGACAUGUUCCACCACCACCACCACUUCCUCUUCUUCCUCUUCCUCUUCUUGGGCCAUGUUGAAGUCAGAUGCUGAGGAAGAUGCAGAGAAAAACCAUUGCAACCGAUACAUGCAUGACCAACUUGAUGCAACUUUGUCUUCCACCGCUUCCAUGGAGAUUUCUCAACAGCAAAACCCUGAUCCUGGCCUUGGUGGCACUGUUGGAGAGUGCAUGGAUGAUGUUAUGGACACUUUUGGUUACAUGGAGCUUUUGGAGGCCAAUGAUUUCUUUGACCCUGCCUCUAUCUUUCAGAACGAGGGUAACGAAAACCCUUUAGAGGAGUUUGGCACACUGGAGGAGCAUGUGCCGUUUCAUGAAGAGCAACAUGCAAUGGUGCAUCAUCAGCAAGGGCAAGCAGAAGAGGAAGAUCAUCAGGUUCCUUUUUGUGAAGAGAUCCAAGGAGAUGAAGAAGGUGGUGAUGGUGUUGGAGUAGAUGAUGAGAUGAGUAAUGUGUUCUUGGAGUGGCUUAAGUCUAACAAGGAUAGUGUCUCAGCUAAUGACUUGAGGAAUGUGAAGCUCAAGAAGGCGACACUCGAAAGCGCGGCGAGGCGGCUAGGGGGAGGAAAAGAAGCCAUGAAGCAGUUGCUGAAGCUGAUUCUUGAGUGGGUUCAAACCAGCCAUCUUCAGAAUAAGCGCCGAAAGGAGAAUAAUGGUAGUAGUAUUAGCAGUGUACUUCAGGCACAGUUUCAGGAUCCUAGUGGCCAGAACAACAACCAGAAUACACAAAGUGGUUCAUUUGCACCUGAAUCAAACACUUGUUUCAACAACCAAACACCAUGGUUGAGUUCUCAAACUUUUGCAACAGAUCAGGCUCCUCUCAUGGUGCCUCCACAGCAAUUUCCACAACCCAUGGUUGGGUAUGUGGGUGACCCUUACACUAGUGGUGCUGCUUCAAAUAACAUAUCAGCCACUCAUAACCAUAACAACAGCAACCCUUAUCAACCUGGUGCAGAACAAUACCACAUGUUGGAGUCAGCACAUUCAUGGCCACAUUCUCUGUUCAAUGUUGCUUCUAACUAUAGUCAGUCUUUUGGGGACAAUAAUGGUCUUAACCCACAUGGGGGUUUCGGUGGUGGAGGCUAUGGCAAUAACCAGUACCCUUAUCAGUUUUUUCAUGGCCCUGGUGAUAGGUUGAUGAGGUUGGGGCCCUCCGCGACGAAGGAAGCGAGGAAGAAGAGAAUGGCAAGGCAAAGAAGGUUUCUGUCUCAUCACAGGCAUCAUAGUGGUAAUCACCAGAAUCAAGGGUCUGACCCUCAUGCAAGAAUGGGGGGUGAUAAUUGCAACACUGCUUUGGCUGCACCUCAUCACGCAAAUCCUUCAGCCAAUUGGAUGUACUGGCAGGCUAUGAUUGGCGGCGCGGCAGGUCCUUUGGCUCCGGUGAUUCCGGCCGAGCCGCCGGUGGUACAACCGGUCGUGGACCGGUCGGCCAUGCAGACACAGAAUUGUCAUCAGAAUCGAGUUGCAUCAGAUAGGAGACAGGGUUGGAAGCCUGAGAAGAACUUGAGGUUCCUUCUGCAGAAGGUGUUGAAACAAAGCGAUGUUGGAAGUUUGGGGAGAAUAGUUUUGCCAAAAAAAGAGGCAGAAACCCAUUUGCCAGAGCUGGAGGCAAGAGAUGGAAUUUCCAUAACAAUGGAAGACAUUGGAACUUCACGUGUUUGGAACAUGCGCUAUAGCAUCAGAUACUGGCCGAACAACAAAAGCAGAAUGUAUUUGCUCGAGAACACUGGUGACUUUGUGAGAGCCAAUGGACUCCAAGAGGGAGAUUUCAUAGUGAUAUACUCAGAUGUGAAGUGUGGCAAAUAUAUGAUAAGAGGAGUGAAAGUGAGGCAACAAGGUGUGAAACCAGAGACCAAGAAAGCAGGAAAAUCGCAGAAAAACCAGCAUGGGACAGGGACUAAUGCAUCAAGUACAGCUGGUACUGCUGCUAAUAAUGGCACGUCAUCGUCACCGAAAACCAAAUCUGAAAAAAGUAGUAAAUUAAUAUAAUAUAUAGUAUAUGUAUGUACAAUAUAUAUUAUGGCAUAUAUAAUAAAAUAAGAGACUCUCAAGUCUGAACACGGUGCUCACAUAUAAUGUUGUGAAGUUUGAGCAUGCCCUGCAAUGGAGGCUGUCAAGGAUUUGUAUAACAGUAUUUUGGGUAAUAUUUCUUUUAGUAGUUUAUUUUGCGAUUGUUAUUAUGUGAAAA